Molecule: messenger RNA, 2185 nt
Organism: Dermacentor andersoni
Lineage: Eukaryota; Metazoa; Arthropoda; Arachnida; Ixodida; Ixodidae
Gene: Slh
Product: sec1 family domain containing Slh
Biological process (GO): vesicle-mediated transport
Source: RefSeq, a predicted model, not a curated record
AAGUGGCGCCGUCCAUCGCUUGCUGUUCACGUCAACGUCACAAGAGUUUCGGGAGAGGUUUCCUCCCGCUGUGUGUCGUGUUUGAAAGAGCUGGUAAUUUUUUCUCGAACCGGUGAGUUAUCGUAGAAUGUAAGCUUAGCGUUCACGCCAUAAAGAACACCGUCGCGUAGGAGAAACACUGCAGUGUCAGUCAUGUCUCUCAACAUACGUGAAAAGCAGAUCGCUGCGCUGAAGCAGAUGCUCAACUUCAACGUUCCUCAACCAAAAGGCUCCUUUUCGGAGCCUGUGUGGAAACUUCUGGUGUACGAUCGCUGUGGACAAGACAUUAUAUCGCCUCUUUUGUCAGUGAAAGAGCUACGUGACAUGGGCAUCACUUUGCACAUGCUUCUGCACUCCGACAGAGAUCCCAUACCGGAGGUGCCUGCAAUUUAUUUCGUUGCGCCUACUGACGAAAACAUUACGCGAAUAUCGCAGGACUUCCGAAAUGAGUUGUAUGACCAGUAUUACCUGAACUUUGUGUCACCCGUGUCGCGCCAGCACCUUGAAGAUCUGGCUUCAGCAGCUCUGCAAGCAAACUCUGUCGCCAACGUCUCGAAAGUGUUCGAUCAGUACCUCAACUUUAUCACUCUGGAAAAUGACCUGUUCUUACUGAAGCACAACGAUCGGCAUACUGUUUCGUAUUACGCCAUUAACCGCGGCGACGUGAAGGACACAGAGAUCGAGGCAAUCAUGGACAACAUUGUCGACUGUCUAUUUUCCGUCUUUGCAACGCUAGGUACCGUGCCCAUAAUUCGUUGCCCCAAAGGAAACGCGGCUGAAAUGGUCGCAGAGAAGCUCGACAAGAGGAUGCGUGAGAACCUUCGUGACUCUCGGAAUAGCCUGUUUCUGGAUUCAGCUCAUGGCAGUGGCCAGUUCAGUUUUCAAAGGCCUCUGUUGGUCGUGCUUGAUCGAAACAUGGACAUGGCAACGCCAUUGCACCACACUUGGACUUACCAGGCCCUGGCACAUGACGUGCUAGGCCUGAGCCUGAACCGUGUUACCUUGGAAGAACCUGUAACGUCAUCCCCAUCAUCUGAGCAUGUGGGCGCCAAGCCAAGGAAAAAGACCAAGACAUUUGAUUUGACUCAGGCAGACAAAUUCUGGCAGCAGCACAAAGGAAGCCCCUUUCCCACUGUGGCUGAAGCGGUGCAAGAAGAACUAGAAGCUUACCGUGCACAAGAAGAUGAGGUGAAGAAACUGAAGGCAGCCAUGGGUUUGGAAGGUGACCGAACAGAUGAAGCUAUCACGAUGCUCUCUGAUAACACGGCAAAGUUGACAUCAGCCGUCAGCUCACUACCAGAGUUACUUGAGCGCAAGCGGCUCAUUGAUAUGCACACGAGCAUAGCAACUGCAAUUCUAGAACACAUCAAGGCUCGAAAACUUGAUUUGUACUUUGAGACUGAAGAAAAAUUGCUUGGUAGGCAGGCUUUGGAUCGUUCCCUCCUGGACCUGAUAAAUGAUCCAGAAGCAGGCACAGCACAAGACAAGCUGAGGUUAAUAUUAAUAGCAUAUGUGCUUGGACUAGAUGGAGCCCUUGAGUACGAGGACGCCUUGCAACGAGCAGGUUGUGACCUGAGUCCUCUGAGGUUCUUGCGCCGCUGGAAGGACUAUACCCGUGUCACAGCUCUGCAACCAGUGGGCUCUUAUGGUGGUGGCCCUCGCACUGUGGGCAUGUUCUCGAAGUUGAUGAGCCAGGGCUCACAGUUUGUAAUGGAAGGUGUCAAGAAUCUGGUUGUCAAGAAGCACAAACUUCCCAUAACACGACUGGUGGAUGCUCUAAUGGAGUUGAAAUCAUUGCCCGAAACAGACGACUUCCGGUACUUGGACCCUAAACUUCUUGGACGUGUUGAACCACGUGCCCAAGCACCAUUCCAAGAGGCAGUUGUGUUUGUCUUGGGGGGUGGCAAUUACAUUGAAUACCAGAACCUUUUGGACUACACAAAAGGCAAAUCCAAAAAGGUUGUUUAUGGUUGCACACAGCUCACCAAUGCUGCUCAGUUUCUGGAGCAGCUGUCCCAGCUUGGGAAUGAAAUUAACUAAACCGUGCCUGGUGUCACUUGCAACCACCACAUGUUGCAAGUCAGGCCAGGUACAAAACUUGUAGCUCUGGGCACAAAAGGCAAAUAAAGCCGCUGGUGUUAUGAAA